GGUAGAACUUUUAAGUUCGUGCCGUUUUACGUUUAUGUGACGCUUGUUGCGGCCUCCAUUUGUGCGUGGAUUUUAUUUCGUCUACAUUUUUCAGCCCUUUACAUAAGACUGGACUCCACUUAGGAACAAUGUCCUUCAAUCGAGGAAUGAAAAGGGAUUCCUUCGGGAAUAGAAACUUCAAUAACCGUGGCGGAGGCGGCGGCGGAAGUGGCGGCGGUGGAGGUGGUGGAGGCGGCGGAGGAAAUAUGGGGGGCGGUGGUGGAGGAAUGUCUGGAGGUGGCGGCGGUGGAGGUGGUGGUAUGAAUCCCUGGGAAAGUGGCAUGAUGCCUGGAAGAGGAAUUCUACCAACGCCAAACAAUAAUCUGUCUCUAGCAUCACCACAGGCUCAACUUGCGAUAGCUAGUAAUCUCCUGACGAAUCUUCUUCGUAGUCAACAGGAUACACAGCCACAAUAUCCUACACGAAAGGUACCAUCCCUGCUGAGCCUUGGAAAUAAUUUUGGUGGCCCAGGCCCAAAUUUCCAUGGUCAGCAGAACUACUCUCCUGGACGCUACAACGAUCGUCCCAUGAGACAUCCAAUGAAGAAUAAUCGUCCUCAACCUUACAACAAGAUGGGCAAUAAUCGCGCCCGAGACGGCGUCGUUGGGCGACGUGGCCCAUCCGCACAACAAUCUCGUGCACCCCAGUCCGGAAACCAACGUAUGAACGGAAACCAAAUUCAGCAUCGCAACGAUAAAUCUUCUAAACCAAUUCCUGCCUCUAAACAAAAUCAGACUGCCAAAAAGGAACAGCAGGAUGUUAAGACCUCUGAUAACGAAAAGGCAGAAACACCCGUUGUCAAAAGUGAGAAGGGCAGUAAUGAUGCUCCGGAGGAGAAGAAAGCAGAAGUGAAGGAAGAAAAGGAGGAGAUAGCCGAGGCUACUCCAGCAGAGAAAAUUGAAGGUGAGGAAGAACCAAAGGAAUCUGCUGCAAGUGAGGAAACUGAGCAGACUGAGUCUACUCAGCAGCAGACUUCUUCAAAGGAAGAGAAUGAGCCAGUUCAGGAUAAGGAUAAAGAGAAAGAUAAGGAUAAGGAUCCUAAAGCGUAUGGAAAAAAAUCUGAGGCAAGACAUGCAGAGAGUCGAUAUGCUGAGGUUCCUAUGAAUCGAAUGUUUUGUCCUGUUUGUAACAAGCAUAUGUGGGAUGGAUAUUCAUUUGAGAAUCAUCUUCGUGGACGAGCUCAUCAACUGAUGAUGGAUAAAUUAGAUGAAUCCUAUAAGCUUAAGGUGGAUCUGAUGCGUCAUGAGUUAAGAGUUGCCGAAGAGCAACGUGAACUUACCUUAAGUAAUUCUAAACGUCGUGGAAAAAAGCUUUCCGUAGACCUUAAUGUCAGAGAAUAUUGCACAAUGUGUGACUUGAACUUCUACGGUACUUUGUCGAGUCAUCGAAAGAGCGAGAAGCAUCAACAGUUAAAAACAUUUUUGCAUCCAAGAUGUUUCCCAUGUGUCAAGGAAUUCCCAUCUCGUAUAGAAUAUGACGAGCACUGUCUUACACCAGCGCAUAUGAAGAAUGCUGUUCAAAAUGAGGAGCAGAGAAAGAACAAGAAGAAAGAGAAAUUAGCCAAGGGUGAGGCUGAAGUUCGCACUGCUGAAGAUGAAGAGAAAGAUAUCGGAGUAGAACCCAAGACUGAGAAGGAUGAAGAACCUCAGCCUGCUGAGAAUACAGUUUUUCUUACAGAUAUCACUGAUGAUAUUACUGAUACAAAAUACAAAGUACCAUCUUUUAAGCAUUGUCGUCAAAAUCAAAUUGCCAUUGGUAAGUCUCUCGUGAAAGAGGUCCAGGGUUAUUAUUGUGAGAAAUGCCGACGUUUCAUGAUGACAUCAGAUGACAUGACAGCUCAUCUCCGUACCAUAACUCAUUAUCGUAACUUUGUGCAAGAGGUAAAAGCAUUGACCUCAACUCCUGGAAAUGCCACAACGAAGACGUUAGACGAAUCUGAGACCAACGAGAAGGAGACACAGAAUGAGAACGAGGAGGAGGAAGAAGAGGAUGGUCCAGGAAGCUGUAAGAGACGUAAGACCUCAAAUUCUGAAGAGAACAACGAAGAUGUUUCUGAGACAGCCAACGAAACGAGUAACGGAAGCGCCUUGGCAGCAAAGAAAUCCGACGGUGAUGAGAAAUACGAUCCUUUGGAGGCAGAUGCUGAGUCUGAAGAGGACGAAAGUAAUCGAUUAAAUCCGGAACAGAGUCAAGCGGAAGUCCAGGAUGCUGAGAUUAAUCAAGAGAAAAAUACUCCAGCAGAAAAGAUGUGGGCUGAUAUUGAUAACGAUAACGAAGGUGAAAUAGGUAAUCUUUUGGAUGAGACAGGAGAGGAGAAGGAUCAGCAACCGGAACAGGAAGCGGAACAGACAGUAGCGCCACCAAAGGUUGAGAGAAAUAUCACGCCGCCACAGUCAAAGCCUCAACGAGGUCGUGGUUAUCCUCGUGGACGUGGAGGACGAGGACGAAGAUCUCGUCGGUAAACUAUCGCUCCGUAAUCGGAAAACAUGUCUAGGAUUUAUUCUACGAAGCAGAAGUUGAUAACAAUUAUUCUACCUGUAUGUCCGCUUCGCGGAAUACUUGGCGAUGCUAAUUAUGUUUUUGUGUUGCGAUUUCGCACUACGAGACAGAGGAACAAUAAUUCCAAGUCCGGAGUAAGCGUAAAUCGAAUGCGGAUCCCUGUGCACACGGAGUAAUUGCAAUAGAGACUAAAGAUUCGUGGGCAAAGCUUUCUUCUUUUUUCCUUUUUUAUUCUUAUUUUUCUCAGUGCAAUUUUUUUCGGAAAUAACAUCACGACUGCUAAGUUAUUUCAGAUCGACUGUAAUGAUUAUCAGAAUAUAAAUGUUUCUACCUAUAAAAAUAAGCGGAUCAAGAGGUUGAAUCAAAUGAAUUAAGAAUAAGGUCUUAUCUUGAUUAUUCAAAUUAAGCGUUUCUCCUUUUUUUUUGUAUUGCAUCUGCAAUAUUUUUUAUCGUGUAAUUAAUAUCCACAGGCAUCAAUGUCAAUAGACAACAUGAAACAUGAUCUCUAAUCUUAUACUCUUAAUCUUACUGUUCAAGUGUCGCACUGUCAAAUACAUCCGGCCCAAUUUUUCUCUAUUUCUCUCUAUAUGAAAUUUAAUCAGAUGUUUCACUUUGACGCUGUAUUUCGACAUUUUUGUUGGUCGAAAGGCAACUGGAUGCCUUGAGUGUUUCAGAUUGAUUGACAUCAUUUAGAUGGUAAUCGUGCACCAUGAAUUUUACAAUGACUAAUUAUACAUAGGAAAUUUCAUUCCAACAGCAGAGAGUAAUUUUAUCGUCGAACUUCGUGUAUUGAUACUAUGAAAAAGAACGAAAUAAACAGUACACAAAAAUA
Molecule: messenger RNA, 3370 nt
Organism: Cephus cinctus (wheat stem sawfly)
Lineage: Eukaryota; Metazoa; Arthropoda; Insecta; Hymenoptera; Cephidae
Gene: Pep
Product: zinc finger protein on ecdysone puffs
Exons: 10
Coding region: 129-2501 (790 amino acids)
Cellular component (GO): nucleus
Molecular function (GO): nucleic acid binding; zinc ion binding
Source: RefSeq, a predicted model, not a curated record